Molecule: messenger RNA, 363 nt
Organism: Drosophila arizonae
Lineage: Eukaryota; Metazoa; Arthropoda; Insecta; Diptera; Drosophilidae
Source: RefSeq, a predicted model, not a curated record
AUGGAAAGGGAAUUGGUGGCAUUGGAGAUGGUGGGAGGUGGUGGCAUUGGAGGUGGUGGCAUUGGAGGCGGUGGCAUUGGAAGUGGUGGCAUUGGAGGCGGUGGCAUUGGAGGCGGUGGCAUUGGAGGUGGUUCCGUCGUAGAAACUUGUCCUCGACCCUCCCCUGAGGCCGUAAGAUGCCUGAAACAGUGGGCGUGUCAGGAAGUCCUUCGCCUGGAUCUGCGCUGCCUGCUAAAUAUAAAUAGACAUAGCUUGCUGGGCAACCUGGUAAAGGUGCCUGGCAUAACGGGCGGUACAGCCGGUGGUCACGGUGCACACGGUGCUCACGGUGGUGGCAUUCUAAGCGGACUGCUGACUGGCUAG